AUGGAGGAUGAAGAUGGUACUUGUUUACUGGAUGUUUUGUGUGACCCUCAAGCCCUAAAUGAUUUUCUUCAUGGGACAAAUGAGCUGUCAAGUGGAGACUUACUCAUUAAUACAUCCUCUGGAGAACCAUCGCUCUUCACAGACACUCCGAGCCCUGCAUCUCUGUUAGCAGAUGAUGCUAGUUCUCAGGAGACUCCCGGAUCUGGCUGUGUGGAUCUCUCCUUUCUAGAGGAGGCUCUGCUUGCAUCACCAGCAUCCUCACCCGGAAGAGGCAGUCUAGAGGAGCUGCAGGAACAUCCUAAUGUCCAAACCGUGGAGCAGCAGAAAGAGAUCUGUGACAUUCUCCAGCAGAGUCUACAAGAGGCAGACAUCACUGAGGACACUCUGGCAUUAGAGGCAGGUCUUGCCGAGACCUCAGAAACUCUCGCUCUCUCUGACGCAUCCAUUGCAACGUCGUAUCUCUCCAAACCACUGAGCAUCCCUGGUUUAAUCUCAUUACCAAAGGACACCCAAACUGCAGUGGAGCCUCCACAGCCAUCUUUAUUAGCUGUCGGCCCAGGCUGCCCUUCACUCAAACCUACAGGAGCCCAGCUCAUGAGUCUGCUUCCUGGGAAUGUCUUCCCAACACCUCCACUUGAGGCACCCUUUUCUAUAAAUUCAGCACAAAGCACCAGCAUGAUUAUCCAAAAGUCCCUGCCGAGUCUCGUAGGUCGCCAGAUGCUGACCUCCACUGUUAGAUCAGUUACUCCAUCGGGGAUCAUGUUACAAAAAAUGCCUCAACCCAUUCAGCCUAAGUUACCGGUCAACAUCCAGCCGAGGCUUGUACAGAUCAGUCCCAGGCCAACAGGACAGAAACCUUUGCCUGGCAUUGCCUUCAUCUCAGCAAACACAUCACAGAGUGUCUUGUUCUCCCCUUCUGUUGGUCCCAAGCAAGCACAGUCCGCAGUGAGUGUCAACAAACCUGUUAGCUUCAAUCUAGUGGGUCAGGGAGGCCCCAUUGUUCUUCAGCCCCAGGAUCCUUUUCAGGGUCAGAGACAUUUUUUUCUGCCUAGUCAAGCACCCGCAGCUUUGACCCAGUCUACCAGCAUUCCAAGGUGUCUUUUUAGUGCACCAAGCAAUCAGAUGUCUAAUAAACCCAAUGUUGAGUCUUCUCAAAUUGUGACUGUUCAGCCGAGACAAAUUAAUUUCGGCCCUAUUUUUACAUCCCCAACUGGACAGCUUACUCUAAAACAAGGGGCCCUUCUGUCGGGGUCCUUACCAAUUCAGUCUAGACCUCCUACAGUCUUCCAGAUGCCAGCACAGAUAACAGGGACCUAUGCAUCUCAAGUGCAGGGGCAGCAUGAUGCAAUGGUUCACAACGCUGUAGGAAACCAGAUCACACUGAUUAACCAUGCCAAUAUGCUCAUUUCGGAUAUGACCCCCGUACCAAUAGUGAAUGGUCAGUCAGUGAUGCAAAGUCUGCCUACAGUGCCUCCAGACCAAAGAGCUUUGCCAGAGGGACCUGAGAGGAAGAUGAGCCUAAUGUCCAAUCCAGCGCUUCUCUUGCCUGAGAAGACCAUAGGUGAUGAAGGGAAAGUCCAAAAAACACUUCAAUUCUUUAGAAAAGCUCCACGCAUGAACUGUGUUCCAACUGACAGGUCUCCUACACGUGGUGGCACCAUGGCUCAGUGUCACCUCACAGUAGGAAGGUCACUGGUUCAAGUCCCAGCUGGGCCAGGAGGCAUUUGUAUAGAGAUUGCAUAUUCUCCUCGUGUUGGGAGCAGUUGGGGCUUCGGUGCCUUGCUCAAGGGACUCAACUCAGCUGUAGUAUUGAGGGUGAAAGAGUACUUUUACCUUGCCCCACCUACAAUCCCUGCCAGUGCCGAGACUCAAACCUGCGACCUUUGGAUCACAAAGCUUACAGUCCCUCGUGCUAAGAAUAACAGUAGCAUGAUCUCUUCAGAACAGUUAGAGGAGAUGGUAAACCGGGGGUCCAGGAUGGAACCCAUGGACAAAGAGACCUAUUCAUCACUUCAGAAGGAGGUUCAGACAACAUCCGCAUACAAGGGCCUGAAAGAGGAGAAACUGACAUUAGCACAGAAGCAACAAAGGGUAAAACAGCAGAUGUUUUCGGACCACACUGCUGUUCUCAACCCAAACACUUCAGCUCCGUUUGUUUCAGUGGAGGACGCUGUCAGACAUUUGUUGCCGUACCAUUCUUGUGCUAGAGCCCUUCCCAGUCAGGCGGACUUCAUCUCAGUGGACAAGCAGUUUGAGUGUUUCUCAGUUGUUCUGUUGAAACGAAUCAAAGACAUGCUGAACAAGUACAGGCAACUUCUUCUGGCUGAAUCUCAGCAGGAGAGCCCGUCAGCAGAGAUGGUGAUGCUGGAGCGCUUGUUCCUCCAAUCCGAGAGACUCUCACUGGUGGAGGACAAACGCAGAGCCAGAAGAGAUCCAGAAUCUAUCCUGACGUCCCAGACUAGGAGCUCGACUCCAGUGUCAUCAGUCAAGGCUGGCCUUUCUGGUUGUCCCUCAUCUCCACCGUCAUGGACCUUGCAGUCCGAUAGACCUCCUGGCCUGAAGACAUAUCGCUCCAGCAGCAAAGGAGCGCUUCGCCUCACGAUCAAACAAGAGUCAGGGUCCUCUGCGACCGAAGCCACGAACACAGUCUGCGGAUUUAAGCGAAACUACAGCGAGCAGGUAACUAAGGGGAAACACCAAUUCAUCAAGCCUGCUUUGUCAAAUGUUGAAGAAGGCAAAAGUGAAUUCAAUAAGCUGAACCUUAACAAGGAAACAAAAAGGACAGAGAGUGAUUUGCAGAAUCUCAAUGAUUUGGUGACAAAUCCAGACUAUGUAGCUCAGAGGAAGGAAAGCUCAUUUCCAGAGCAGUGUUCUCCAGUGCUGAAGAGGAUCAGGCCAAUGGCUUCAACAGCAGAGUCUCUUUUAGAUGAUGGGGAACUGAGUGAAGACCUACAAAGUGCCAUAGACAGCAUCUUGGAGCUGCAGAGACUGCAGGGAUCUGGAGCAGGGCUUAAAACAAAGAACCAUCAGCAUCAUGCACUGGAGCAGGCAGUCGGCAGCAUGCUAGGUGGACACCUUUGAGAUGACAAAGUGCUAAAUGAAAGAAAAUGCCUCAGGACUUACCUUUUUGUGCAGUAUAUGUGGCUUACGUAUCCUGCAGUCCACAUCCAGCAGAGACCAAUUUAAUCAAUUCAUUUUCCAGAGGAAGAAAAGUGCUAUUUAUUAUUAUUUAUUGUGCAAAACAGAGUGUAUAGAAGCAGCCAGGGUUUUUGAAUCCUUGGGAUUUUUUUGUGAAUACAGUUUAUAAGUCUAUGGGUUUAAUAUAACUUCAAAAACACAAGUGCAGUUUGGCUGUAUGUAUAUGCCAUUUUAAUGUGAAUGUGUCUAUGAUAAGACAACUCUUCC
Messenger RNA from Danio aesculapii, 3405 nucleotides. Its product is annotated as BRD4-interacting chromatin-remodeling complex-associated protein. The transcript has 12 exons. Gene Ontology annotation, biological process: positive regulation of DNA-templated transcription. Gene Ontology annotation, cellular component: SWI/SNF complex. Lineage: Eukaryota; Metazoa; Chordata; Actinopteri; Cypriniformes; Danionidae. The coding region runs from base 1 to 3081 and encodes 1026 amino acids. The record is from RefSeq and is a predicted model, not a curated record.